AGUGCGCGCCAAGCAGUUCGCCAUCUGUUGGAAAUCAUUAGAACCGUGCGCGCAUUUGACACGCCUCCUCCUUCCAUUACUCUUUCGCUCAGUUCUUUGUGUACACGGUUGUCGGAACCAAACACUAGGAAACAUGGGUAAAAUUAUGAAGUCGGGCAAAGUCGUGCUCGUCCUGACCGGACGGUACGCAGGCAAGAAAGCUAUCGUCAUGAAAAAUUUCGACGAGGGCAUUGCGGAAAAGCCUUACGGCUGCGCCAUGAUCGCGGGCAUCGAGAGGUACCCCCGCAAGGUGACAAAAAACAUGUCGAAGGCUAAGCUACACAAGAGGUCCAAGAUUAAGUCCUUCGUUCGCGUUUACAACCACAAUCACCUUAUGCCCACCAGAUACACUGUUGGUGACAUUACCUUAGAUAAGGUAACCCCUAAGGAUCUUAAGGAUCCCAUGAAGAGAAAGAAGGCAAAGUUCCAGGCUAAGCAGAAGUUUGAGGAGAGAUACAAGUCCGGAAAGAACAAGUGGUUCUUCCAGAAGCUCAGAUUUUAAACUGCUGGUUAAUUGGUAAUAAAAAUGAGAAAAUCCAGAA
This is a messenger RNA of Cloeon dipterum, 581 nucleotides long. It is a transcript of the gene RpL27, whose product is annotated as ribosomal protein L27. Bases 134 to 541 code for a protein of 135 amino acids. Gene Ontology annotation, molecular function: structural constituent of ribosome. Lineage: Eukaryota; Metazoa; Arthropoda; Insecta; Ephemeroptera; Baetidae. Gene Ontology annotation, cellular component: cytosolic large ribosomal subunit; ribosome. The transcript is spliced from 4 exons. The record is from RefSeq and is a predicted model, not a curated record. Gene Ontology annotation, biological process: translation.